AUGUCGGCGCUGUCUGAAAUGAACGGGAGGCCGCUCCACGUCCGGCAGCAGCAGUUCCAGAAAGAGAGCCAGUACAGAAACAUGCUAAAGGACCAGAUCGAGGAGAAUAAGAAGAGGAAGGAAGCCGAGAAAGCCAAGCUGGACGAGGAAAAGCGACUGGAGUUAGAGGAAGUGCGACGCUUGCAGGGAAUGUCGGGACCGCGUAGACAGCAGCACGCACAGUUUCAAGAGUCGCCUGACCAUCCCCUUCCGUCUCCGGGUAGGCUCCCCCCCGCCAAACAUAGCCAUGCUACAGUUGGCCGGCACCAGCACCAGCACCGCGGCGGCAACGUCUCUGAUCGGGCAGGAGCGAUAGCCCCGGCGAACGGUAGCGCUAUGAAUGGGGGAUAUGCAUCGAUGAACCCGCCUGGAAUCAAUGAUCGCGGGUACGAGGGGGGGGGGCAGGGGCACCCUGGUGCGCCAGCAUACAGGCGGGAUCAGGUUAGCGGAGACUACAUGAGGCCAUACGCGCACCCACACCAGACAGACACUGCUGUAUAUGCUGGUGAUUAUGCUCCAGACGGCCGCCAAGACUUGGCGUCGGACGUCCAGGCCCGAACCCACACAUCAUCGCGGCGUUUUGACGAGUAUCGUCAGGGAUUCGGUGACGCAGGAAGGCCGCAGGGACGGUUGGACACGACGGGACAAGCCCGAGGCGCUGAGAGCGCGACCAGGAAACCAGCUUUCGAAGCGGAGGGGGUAAGCUCGGCACCACAAAGCAGUGAUAGUGUCCCUCGGGCGGACUUCGACGAGCUCAGCAACCUCUGCCGAGACCUCUUGCUGGAACAGAAGGAAUUGAGGCGAAAGUUGGAAGACCGCGAAGAGCGGGACCGCCUUGCCGCCGAAAGACCACGAGAGGAAAUGACUCGACGCCUCAAGAAGCACCAAGACAGAGAACACCAGCACCAGCGCGGUGUUGCACGCAGCGGGGGGGCGGGGGGGCGGCCUAGCGGAGGGACAACCAGUCGUAGUGGCGACAUAAUACGGCGGACCCAAUCUCUGUCCGGCUCAGGGGCAUCACGGAUGCAGGGCGGAAGCAACCCUAGUACCCUACGCCGCGAGCGCAAGCCGGUACCCAAGUCUGGCGUAGCGUUUGGGAGCACAAGGUCGCGCAUGCCAAGCCCCACGUUGGAAAAGCCGCGAGUCCCGCCGGAACCCGGGGCAAUCGCGACUCUCGAGUUACCAAGAGCGAGCCGAUCCCAAGGACGGAUCACCUCUCAGACCUCCGACCUACCAGGAAUGUGGUUACUACCAACGGUGACGCUGGCGGCAGUAGCGGGAAGCUGUUCGUUAACCGCGACGUUUCUGAUUCCGGGCGGCCUAGCAUCGCCUCCAAGGACAGCAGAGAUACCGGCAGUGAGCGCUUUGCAGAGCCAGAUCGCGCCGCACGGGGCAGCGACUGGGCGCCCCCGGAAGAGCGCGGCGGGGAUGACCGCGGAGCUCGUGCGUCGAAGGCUGGAGGCGGUGCAAGUAGUACCGUUUAUGGCCUGCUCAGUAGUGGAAAAGUCCUCGGUCGGGAAGGUUUUGGACGCGAAGAGGCUGAGUCUACGCACAGAGUCGGUGCCGACAGCAGGGACCGCACUGGUGGUGGCGAACUGGGCGGGGAGAGCACGUUUUUAGCGGCACACCCAAUGGACUCCGGUUUCACGGGUUUGGAAGGUGGGGCCUGGGCGUUGCGCAGAGGUGCGUAUUGAGGACGAACAACCAGUGCCGGCUCUUGGAAUUCUCGAUGCUGAGCCGUCGGGCUUCACGAUAUUGUCGCCUUCAAGCACAACUAUGGAAAUAUCAGUGGUUCUUGUUUUGGUGAUAAAUUUUUGUUUGCAGAAUAUGAUCUCGGUCAACUUGUAGGUCGGGCAACGCUUGCCAUCUCUCAUGAGGGGUAAGUCCAUCACGCAGGACGUUUGUCGUGGUUAAGAGGUUUAGGUUGUAGGUUCGUGUGGAAGUUCGCGUUGCGUGAUUUUGAAGAUUGAGGAGCUUCGUGGGAGGCGGGUACGAAUUGCCAUGCGUUGACACCUUGUUCGUUGUUGUUUUAACCCGCGGCGAUCAGUACAAAACCAUUUAUACCUUCGGGAAAAUGCUAGCGGGAGACCGUACCCCAUUCUCUUCAAAAUUGCCCUUGCAGGAUUGCCUCCAAUCCGAGGGCCGCUUUCCUUUGAUCUUUGGACGGAUUGGAAUUUGGUGUGUGACGGUGUGACGAACGACGGCGUCACGAAUGGGUGGAUGCGUAAAGACGGGCGUUCAGUGUGGUUG
Messenger RNA from Ectocarpus siliculosus, 2289 nucleotides. Lineage: Eukaryota; Phaeophyceae; Ectocarpales; Ectocarpaceae. The record is from the annotation of a GenBank genome assembly.